Messenger RNA from Tripterygium wilfordii, 930 nucleotides. RefSeq names its product calmodulin-like protein 3. The coding region runs from base 333 to 791 and encodes 152 amino acids. NCBI's taxonomy places the organism in Eukaryota, Viridiplantae, Streptophyta, Magnoliopsida, Celastrales, Celastraceae. The record is from RefSeq and is a predicted model, not a curated record. Gene Ontology annotation, molecular function: calcium ion binding. The transcript has a single exon.
UUUGGGCUCGCAAAGUUUGAUAAUUCCAAUAAGCAGAGCCAAUGGAAUACUGCUUCAUUCCACGUUUUUAAAGGGUCUCUGCCACCAUCACCACAUAAAUUUCUCAGUCGUUAAUGGCUUCUCCUUAUUAUUUGCAACCUUAAUAAUCAUCUAUUUUCUUCUCUCCCAACUUUUGUACCCAAUUAGAGUUUUCUCUUCAAUUCAUUGUGUUUUUGCUCUUCAAACUCCUCCAAGGAAACUUGGGUGUGUAGAAACUUAAUUCAUUCCACAAUCCCUUCAUUUUUAAUCUUCCAGUUCCACCCUUUUUUUAUUUUUGUAUUUCCUUUGGAGUGAUGGAUCCGGCGGAGUUGCGCCGGGUUUUCCAGAUGUUCGAUAAGAACGGAGACGGGAAGAUCACAAAGAAGGAACUAAAUGAUUCGCUACAGAACUUGGGUAUCUAUAUUCCUGAUAAAGACUUGAUCCAGAUGAUCGAGAAGAUAGACGUGAACGGGGACGGGUAUGUGGACAUCGAUGAAUUCGGGGCGUUGUAUCAAACGAUAAUGGACGAAAGGGACGAAGAAGAGGACAUGAGGGAAGCAUUCAACGUGUUUGAUCAGAAUGGAGAUGGGUUUAUCACAGUUGAGGAAUUAAGGUCUGUUUUGGCUUCCUUGGGGCUGAAGCAAGGAAGAACGAUAGAGGAUUGUAAGAAGAUGAUAAACAAGGUUGACGUUGAUGGAGAUGGAAUGGUUAACUUCAAGGAGUUUAGACAGAUGAUGAAAGGUGGUGGAUUUGCUGCCCUGAGUUCUAAAUAGCAGAGAGAAUGAAUUAAGUAACUGUGUACUUGUUUGUAAUAUAUACAUACAACUCUUGUUUUUGUAUUUUUGGUAUAAUAGAUUUGGAGGUGAUACCAAAAGAAAUGAUUAUUUGGAGUAUGAAACCUCCUCUUGUAAA